Molecule: messenger RNA, 1603 nt
Organism: Drosophila rhopaloa
Lineage: Eukaryota; Metazoa; Arthropoda; Insecta; Diptera; Drosophilidae
Product: ketimine reductase mu-crystallin
Exons: 3
Coding region: 235-1320 (361 amino acids)
Cellular component (GO): cytoplasm
Molecular function (GO): hormone binding
Source: RefSeq, a predicted model, not a curated record
CAAUCUAAUUGGAAUUAUAUAAUUCUGUUGAUAAUCUAAGCAAAUUUUAAAAUCUUUAAAUUUAUUGCUUACAUUUAAAAUAACAGUUUACUUACUGGCCUUUUCCGCUAAAACUACCAUCACUGCAUUCAUUAAAUUAUAGUGAAAGGUUAAACAAUUUAAAAGAAAUUCAUAGAACUGCGACCUAACUGGGUUUAAAAAAAAAGCGUAAACAGAAAACAAUAACUUACGAAAAUGAGCGCCAAAUCUCCAGUUUAUUAUAAUGCGGAUGCAGUGCGUCGCGUUCUCAACUGGCCGCUGGUCAAUGAAGCGGUGGAAUCGGCACUCAAAGCAGUAGUUAAGCCCCGAGAUCAGAAACCACCUGGAUCAUCCUUUGCCAUCCAACCGAAAAGGAGUUUCACCGCCUGUGGUGAUAAUUCCAAUAAGAUUCUGUUCACCAUGCCGGCAUUUGUGGGUAACUACAGCAUAGCAUCGGAGGAAUCUCCAGGGAAAGUGGUCAGUCCGCGCUCCACACUGGCCUGCAAGCUGGUGACCUCGUUUGGUGGCAAUCCGCAGCGUGAUCCUCCGUUACCCAGCAUCCAUGCCCAUGUCCUGCUAUUCGACAACCAAACCGGUCAACUAUCGGCCAUAAUGGCGGGCACGGAUUUGACCACCUGGCGCACUGUGUCCGCUUCACUGGUGGCCACCAAGCAUCUGUACUUCCGUCGUUUUGGUUCGCUGGCGGAGACGGAAAGGGAAAUCAACGUGGCCAUCGUUGGUUGUGGAGUACAAGGGCAGCUCCAUGCCGCCGCCUUUUGCGAGCACUUCCGGGUGAAGCAACUCAAUCUGUACAAUCGCACGGAGGCGAAAGCGCAGGAAUUGGCGGAGCAACUGCAGCGGGAACUGAGAGGCGAAAGCGCAACGCAGAUUGCAGUGUGUCGGAGUGCCAAGGAAGCUUGCCAGGAUGCUGAUGUCAUUUGUAUUGCCACGUUCUCCAAGGAGGCUCUCAUCCACAUUGAAGAUCUGAAAAGCAAACAGGGCGUUCACAUUAAUGCCGUGGGUGCCGGUCCAGGCUGUCACUUUUCGGAGGUGGCUCCAGAUCUUUACCGCCAAGCUCAGGUCUAUGUGGAUUGCUAUGCUAAUGCCGAGGCCGAAUUAAAAGGUUUUCCAGUCCCGAUCACCGCCGAGCUGGGAGCCAUCAUCCUUGAUGGCAACUACCCCGAGAAGACGGCCAUCUCGGUCUUCCAAUCCAUGGGUGCGUAUUCGAUUUGUCAAAUUAGUUUAAAUUUACUUCAUCAGCCCUUCAUAAUUAAAGCUAUCUCUGUCUUUUCCAAAAUUUAAAUCAAAAUUAUUUGAAAUACGACAUCUUAUAACGUAAAUCUACCGGAUAUUUAAUGUAUUGUAUUUAAACAAAAUAAACUAUUUUAACUAUUUCUUAAUCUUUAUCAUUGUUACUAACUACAUUUAUUUUAUAAAUUCUAAAACUUAUGAAUUGAAUGAAACUUUAAUAACUUUGACUAUUGUUACACUAAUUUGUAUUAAUUAAUUUUACAGGCAUGGCUUCUGAGGAUGCCUGUGUGGCCCAGGCGGUGCAGGAUGCCAUUCUCUCCAGGGGAGAAGCUUC